AUGAAGAUCUCACUGCUAUCUCUCAUCACGUACGGGCUAGCAGUGGAGGCACAUGCCAUCUUCCAGAAACUCUCGGUCAACGGCAAAGACAACGGCCAGCUCACGGGCAUCCGUGCUCCGGGGAACAAUAACCCCGUUCAGGAUGUGAGCAGCGGCAACAUGGCAUGCGGAGCUUGGGGCACCAGGUCCCAGGCCGUAAUAAACGUCGCACCGGGCGACCGACUCGGCGCAUUCUGGGGGCAUUCCCACAAGGGACCAGUUAUCGCCUAUCUUGCCAAAGUCGACAACGCGGCAUCGGCUAGCUCUAGCGGCCAAAAGUGGUUCAAGAUUUGGCAGGAUGGCUUCGAUACCGGUAGCCGGAAAUGGGGUGUCGAUAACAUGCUCCAGAACAACGGCUGGACUUACUUCAACCUGCCCAACUGCAUCGCGCCUGGCCAAUAUCUCCUGCGCGUCGAGAUUAUUGCCUUGCAUUCAGCGAAGAACUCGGGCCAGGCCCAGUUCUACCAGUCGUGCGCUCAGAUCAACGUUUCCGGGUCCGGUUCCUUCACGCCUUCGUCGACCGUGAGCUUCCCCGGUGCUUACAAGUCGAACGACCCGGGCAUCUUGAUCAACAUUUACGGUAAGCUGGGUCAACCGGAUUUAGACGGCAAACCGUACACCGUCCCCGGACCGGCAACGAUCACGUGCUGA
Neurospora tetraspora is the source of this 690-nucleotide messenger RNA. Its product is annotated as glycoside hydrolase. The transcript has 3 exons. Lineage: Eukaryota; Fungi; Ascomycota; Sordariomycetes; Sordariales; Sordariaceae. Bases 1 to 690 code for a protein of 229 amino acids. The record is from RefSeq and is a predicted model, not a curated record.